This is a messenger RNA of Caenorhabditis angaria, 552 nucleotides long. The record is from the annotation of a GenBank genome assembly. Lineage: Eukaryota; Metazoa; Nematoda; Chromadorea; Rhabditida; Rhabditidae.
AUGAAGAUGAAGCUUCUAGUUUUAUCAUUCCUCUUUCUAUUUUUCAGUCCUGAUUUUGUAUUUUCUACUGCAAUUGGCUCGAUUUUGGAUUAUGAAGGGGACCAUCAACAGGCAAAUCCAAUUGAAUGUUUGCUGAAAACCCAAAGGAAUUCUAGUAUUAUUUACACUGAAAAAGAAAUUGAAGAAUUAAAUGUUAUUCAUAACAAACUUGUGGAGGAUUGUAUCAGCAAAAUUUCAAAAACUAAUUCAAAAGUUCAUGGAUUCGAAAAGGAAAUCACUGAAAAAAUAGUUCAAGCAAUGGAAUUGGAUAUUCGCGUAAACAAUUGUCAUAUUACUUUACUAUUGGAAAAUGCGGAAGAAGUCAAAAGCUGUGAAAAAUCGAUGAGACUUUCAGAAUCUUUCUGUGAUAGUUGGUGGGGCAAAAAUGGAUGUGUUAUAGCUUUGCGGGAGAAAUAUUGUGGAUUGGAGUUGACUGUUGAGCGGCGAGAUGUGCUUGGGUUUAUUUUGAAGAGGCAAAAAGAAUGUAUUGAUUUGUAUUAUAAUAAAAAUUGA